AUGCACCGCACCUAUUCUAUGCGCCAGACCCGGGCGCCUACUGCCUCCCAGCUCCAGAACCCUCCCCCUCCUCCGUCAUCGACAAAGUCCGGCCGUCUCUUCAAGGGUAGCUUCGGACAUGCCCUUCGUCGAAAUGCCGGCGGUGCCUUCGGGCCCGACCUGGCUAAGAAGCUCUCCCAGUUGGUCAAGAUGGAGAAGAACGUGAUGCGCAGUCUCGAGACUGUCGCCCGCGAGCGGAUGGAAGUGGCACAACAACUCUCCAUCUGGGGCGAGGCCGGCGACGAAGAUGUCUCUGACGUCACCGACAAGCUUGGUGUGCUGCUCUACGAAAUCGGCGAGCUCGAAGACCAAUACGUGGACCGAUACGACCAAUACCGAAUUACGAUGAAGAGCAUCCGUAACAUUGAGGCGUCGGUGCAGCCCAGCCGCGACCGCAAGCAAAAGAUCACGGACCAGAUCGCCCAGCUCAAGUACAAGGAGCCCAACUCUCCCAAGAUCGUUGUCCUCGAACAGGAGCUCGUCCGAGCCGAGGCCGAGUCUCUCGUCGCUGAGGCCCAGCUGUCCAACAUCACUCGCGAAAAGGUCAAGGCCGCCUACACAUACCAGUUUGAUGCUCUGCGCGAGCACUGUGAGAAGGUCGCCAUCAUCGCCGGAUACGGAAAGCACCUCCUCGAGCUCAUUGAUGACACCCCAGUCACUCCCGGCGAGACUCGCCAGGCUUAUGACGGAUACGAGGCCAGCAAGGCUAUUAUUCAGGACUGCGAGGAUGCUCUCACCAACUGGGUUACGUCGAAUGCUGUUGUCUCGUCCAAGCUCUCGACCCGCGCACGAACUCUGUCGCAGCGACGCCGAAACAACAUCCGUGCUAGGAGCGAGGGACAUGAUCUCUCUGGCCAGGACGUCCCUCUCAACGACGGAAGCUCCUGGACGGCACGAGACCAUGACCUUGAGAGCGACGAGGAGGACGAGGAGGAUGUCCGAGGCUCCAUUAUGGACAGUGAUGGUGGCUUGAACGGCGAGUCCCGUGGACGCACCCAGGAAGUUGCCGCCGCUUAGAGAAAGUCGCCGGUGCGGAAUGGGAGCGUAGGCAGAAGAGCCACACUCGAUGGGAGAGCACCGAACGGCUGUUGUGAUAUGCUCUCCUAGGCUUUGUAAUGACGGGAAUGCGACCUAGGUUGCAUGAGGCGUUGAGGAUGGCUUCUGGCAGGAUGGAUUGUAAAAGGCUGAUUGGGCACUUUCUCUUGUAGUAGCCUUUUUGCUGUAUUUUUAGCCACUAAUAUUAUGUUCUCAUUGAUAUCAUCAUCAUCAAAUCUGGUUCCUCAUUUGGCU
Fusarium vanettenii 77-13-4 is the source of this 1329-nucleotide messenger RNA. RefSeq lists its product as uncharacterized. Lineage: Eukaryota; Fungi; Ascomycota; Sordariomycetes; Hypocreales; Nectriaceae. Gene Ontology annotation, cellular component: eisosome filament; plasma membrane. Gene Ontology annotation, biological process: negative regulation of protein kinase activity; endocytosis; eisosome assembly. Gene Ontology annotation, molecular function: lipid binding. The transcript is spliced from 5 exons. The record is from RefSeq and is a predicted model, not a curated record. The coding region runs from base 1 to 1056 and encodes 351 amino acids.